Molecule: messenger RNA, 3105 nt
Organism: Fundulus heteroclitus (mummichog)
Lineage: Eukaryota; Metazoa; Chordata; Actinopteri; Cyprinodontiformes; Fundulidae
Product: butyrophilin subfamily 2 member A2
Exons: 8
Coding region: 244-1623 (459 amino acids)
Source: RefSeq, a predicted model, not a curated record
AUAAAUAAUAAUACCCCCUGUUAAAAAAAAAAAUCCAUCACAGUACAAUUACACGACAGAAUGGUUCUAAAUCUAAGCAAGUUUAGUGCAGCUAAAUCGUCAAAAGUUUGUUGUUAUUGCUGUAGUCCCGUUUAAAAUAGAAACUUGCAGACGUUUAUGAGGACAAACACGUGAAACUGACACUUUCACUGCUGGGAGAAGAGGAGAAAAGGGAACUAAACUACCGAGACACUUAAAACGGGCAUGCUGGCUCACUUCCGCGGUGGGCAAGCUCCUCGUACUUGUGUUGGAGCGCCAGUGACAGCUGGGUUUAGCGAGGUCAUGAAAAAAAUAGGCAACACAACGUCACCUCGCGCUUUUCGAAGGGUUGUUGACGUCUUUGGGGACGGCAUGUUUAAAAGCAGGUCGCGCCGUGCCGGGAUCUGGACCGCAUACCUCCACUUCCUGGUUGCCCUGAUCCCAGGCUCAACCUCGGUGGGUAACGUGACAAAGACAAUAACAGCCUUCGUUACGGAGACAGUCAUCCUGCCCUGCCGCAUCACCGUGGACGGUGAACUCCCCACGUUGGAGUGGUCCAAGGAGGGACUAUCACCUCCAAACAUCACCUUUCUGUACCGGGACGGCUGCGAGACGUUUGGGAUGAAGAACCCGGCCCUCCUUUACAGGACAAACCUUGUCCUGAACGAACUGAAGGAUGGGAACAUCUCUCAGAUCAUUUACAACCUGAGGCCGUCUGACGGAGGCGUGUACCAGUGCAGGACCUUCAAGGGGGGACAGUGGAAAGUUCACGCGGUGCUGGUCCUUAACGUGGGUGCUGCCUCUGAGCCGAAGCUCACAGUCGUUCCCUCCACUUCUGGGGUAACCCUGGAGUGUACGGCACAGUGCUGGUUCCCCAAGCCUGAGAUAACAAUGCUGGAUGACGGAGGGAACGAGAUAAUAGCAGGAAAUCCAACAAGAGUUUCAGCCCCAGAGUGUUUUACCGUGACAGUGAGAGCAGAUGUGCAGACUCCCACCAACAGAGUGAUCUGCAGAGUCCAUGAGGCAUUGCUGAACCAGACCAGGAAAACAGAGAUUUUCAUUCCAGAUCACUGGACGCAGUCUUGCUCCUACAUGGCAAGCUCCACUGGAAUCACUGUUUUCUUCUUGACAGGUUUAAUUGUGUGUGGAAUCGCUUACUUGUUACACGGGAAAUUUUGCGGGAUGAGACAUAACCCCUGUCUGCCGAGAUGUGAAGACCAGCGGAGUACAGCCAGUCCAGAGAAAGAUCACAUGAACCCCAAAUCAAGUCAAAUGAAGCCAGAACAAGAGAGGCUCAAAUCUAAUCCCAGUGGUACCUCACAGCAAGACCAGUCCAGACGUGACUGCAGAGAUCCACUAAAUGGCACAGAACAAGAAACCCAACACUCAAGUUCCGACAGGUCAACAGGACCAGCCACAUCCAAGAUGAAAGAUGCAGGACUGGCAGACAAAUACCCCAGUCCUCAGAAGAAAGACGGACCUGAAAAUAAUCCUGCUUCCGCUCCCAAGGAAACUAAUCGGCUCCGUGUUCCUAGUUUGCACAGGUCUCUAAGUCACCGGUCAAGUUCAAGUGAGGAAUCAGAGUUACUGAUAGAAAAACCAUAAAGCAACAACAACUACAAUGUGGAAGGGACAGGAACGUAGUCUAAAAAAUGUAAUUAUGGACUUGAAUAUGGCAUCCCCUUUCCUAUAUUAGCCAUAUAAUACAUAGAAAGUUAUUGGGCUUCAGAGAGUAAUAAAAAGGUUUCAAAAUAAUGUGCUUACACACAUCUAGUAUUUCUAAAAUAUUUUUUCCUGUAUACAAUUCUUUUUGUAUUUUAGAAUUGUGUGUGAGCUUUAUUCUGAACAGGGGUGUGGGCUGCGCAGCUACUGUAUGAUUAGUAAGUGACUAAUAGGAUUUCUACUGACUGUUGACUGUUGGACAAAGGUCUGGUUGGUCUCCACAUCCAUAGAAAGACCACGAGUUGAAAAAAACAGCGGGUACUCGAUAUACUUAGUGUCAACAACAAACUGAACCUAUAAAGAUCGAGCAUUUGUACAAGUCAAUAAGUGAAAUGCACCAGAAAUAUGUAUACUUUUGUUUCUUUGUUGUGCAUUGUGUAUGCUGAGGAUCAUGGUUUCAAUAUUUUUUAAAAUCUCAAGUGCUCAGAUCAAGUAUUUUCUCAGGUGUUUCGUCUAAAAAGCUGCUGCAGUACUUCUCUAGACAUAAACAAAAUGCUCUGUGUGUAUGUACCCGUUUCACCAGGCAAAUUAUUUAACAAAUACUUUGUACAGAAGUUUUCUACAGUCCGUAGGUUUUAUUGCUCUUUGCUUUUCAUGUUUAUGUUGAUAUGUUCUCUGUUGAAUUUCAUGUUUUAUAAUGUCCGAGAUAAUAAAAUGAAAUUGUAUAUUUGUAUAUUUCUCUUGCAUUUUUGAAGUUCGUAACAGCAUGCUAAUAUGCUGAGGAGAAAAUCCAACCCUUACUGGCAAUUCUUUCUUCAAGGCAGGGAAAAAAAACGUUUCUGUUGUGCAAUGUAUAUGUUUAAGAAUUUGUUCUUUCAUAAUACAGAUUUUAUGUCAAUGUUUUUCUUUAUGUUUUAUGUAGUUAUUAGUUGUAGUAGUUUACUUAAAGGGAUUAAUCAUAUGUUAGAAUGCAAAAUCAGACAACCAGCUUUUCAGACAGCGCAAGCGCUGCAAAAAAGUUGUGUAAGCUGAAAGCAAAACAAGUUGUGGUGACCACUGGGAGCCCUGUAAGAAAAUCAAGCUGACGUGUUUCACUGCGUAUAACCAGACAACAUCUUUAUAACAUCUUUUCACUUUGUUUUUGGGUUCAUACGGAUGCUUCAAACUGGAACAUAAUAAUGUCUCGGAGAUAGACCUUGUCUCCUCCCUGAAUGGUCUGACGGUCUUCCUAUUGUGUUUAUACUUGAAAAUGAUUUGUUUUAAAGAGUUGAACAUGGCACCUUCAGGCAUCUGGAAUUUUUCCCAGUCUUGUGGAGGUCCAAAAUUCUCCUCCAUGUAUCUUGGUUGAUUUAUGUUGAUUUUUCCAUGAUGCCCCACAAAGAAGCUGUGUUUGAGGUAUCCCUUAAAAUAAAACAUCUACAGGCA